CCCUUUAAUUCCAUUUAGGUUAUAAGAGUUCAAUCUUUAAAGUGGCGUUUAAAUUGACGUAACAAAAGAACGAAGUCUAAAGUUGACACAAAAAAGGUGAAGUUUAAGUAUGAAUGAAGGAUAUGAUCUUGAUCGGAAUAAAUUACUUUCCCAAAUUUUGAUUUUUCGUGUAGGUUUUCAAUGGAGGGUGUUCCCCCUAUUAAUAAGUGCAGUGGAACGGAUGAACUUGCCUCGUGGUUUUGCUCAGAAUGCGAUAUUUCUGGCAAAGGCUUUGAAACUUGCUUCGGGCAUCUCAAAACUCAUGCACUGGAAGAGGAGUUGGGUUUCAAGAAGCUGUCGGAUUUGCUUCCUCUUGUGUAUUCGACCGAUGAGAUAAAAGAGGAGGAUAACUUGACUACUGUGUUGAGUGAGGAGACAACAAUGAAAGACCUGCAGUUUUCGUUGCCUAAGUUUGACCCCAUGUUAUCUUUUCUCACUGGAUGUGCAUAUUUGGUUUUCAAGGAGGCCAUAGACUCAACACUAAGUGAGUAUCUUGAGAGAUACAAAGAGACGGAUGACUAUCAUGCGGGUGUAACAGCAGUCCUUUGGGACAUCAAGAGGUGUCCUGUUCCCCCUGACUCUGAUGCUCGUCUGGUCGGUCCGUGUAUUACUCGGUAUUUCGAGGAUUUAGGCUACUCCGGUCCUAUCACCAUCUAUGCCUUUGGCCAACUAACAGACGUCCCUGAUGACGUCCUGCGAGCAGUCUCGUCCACUGGAAUCAGUCUUAACCACAUCACCUUCAAAACAGAUUCCGCAGACAUUAUGCAUCUCAUGGCUCGCUGGACCUGUUUGAAUCCACUUCCAGCUACCAUUAUGUUUAUAUGCCCUUAUUCGACAGUCUCAAAGGACGAUAUGAACCAUCUAAAACAAAAGUGGGGAUGCCACGUUAUUAAGCAGUUUACAUAUGAUUCUCCUGGUUCUCAGUCCUCCUUUGGAAACUUUCUUCGUCUGGAAGAUUAUUCAGGGACUCUUGCGGAGGAUAAGUGCAGUGAAACGGGUGAACAUGCCUCCUGGGCUUGCCUAGUAUGCAAUAUUUCUGGCAAAGGCUUUGAAAAUUUCACCAGGCAUCUCAAAACUCAUGCACUGGAGGAGGAGGCAUCUCAAAACUCAAACUCAUGCACUGGAGGAGGAGGAGAAGAAAAAGAAGAGUACACGGCCCAUGGUGUUGCUUUUCGCUAAGGCAUUUCGUAUGAUGAAUGGUUUACUCUACUUGUGGCGGCAAAUGUUGCGUAAAAAAUGGUGAAUGGUGUU
Arabidopsis arenosa is the source of this 1290-nucleotide messenger RNA. The record is from the annotation of a GenBank genome assembly. Lineage: Eukaryota; Viridiplantae; Streptophyta; Magnoliopsida; Brassicales; Brassicaceae.